Molecule: messenger RNA, 1110 nt
Organism: Cladophialophora bantiana CBS 173.52
Lineage: Eukaryota; Fungi; Ascomycota; Eurotiomycetes; Chaetothyriales; Herpotrichiellaceae
Exons: 1
Coding region: 1-1110 (369 amino acids)
Biological process (GO): reciprocal meiotic recombination; mismatch repair
Cellular component (GO): nucleus
Molecular function (GO): mismatched DNA binding; ATP binding; ATP-dependent DNA damage sensor activity
Source: RefSeq, a predicted model, not a curated record
AUGAACCAGAAGCUCAAGGACGCCCAUAAUGAAGUAAUCUGCCUAUCCGACGCCACCGUGCAAGAGCUCAUCGACCAAGUGCGCCGCACCAUUCACCCACUCUUCAAGAUCAGUGAGUCCAUCGCGAUGCUCGACAUGCUCGCGAGUUUCGCCCAACUCGUCACGACAUCCAUCAACGAGUAUGUCCAGCCCGAGAUCCACUUAGACUCCUUGAUGAUCAAGUCUGGCCGACACCCCAUCCGCGAAAAGGUGCAGCACCAGCUCGACAGAUUUGUACCAAACGACGUAUACGCCACACCACAAAACCGCUUCCACGUCAUCACUGGAUGCAACAUGAGCGGGAAGUCGACCUACAUCCGCUCUGUUGCACUGAUGGCCAUAAUGGCACAGAUCGGCUGCUUUGUGCCGGCCGAGUAUGCCUCCUUCCCUAUCUCGCACGAACUCUUUGCUCGCAUCUCCACAGACGACAACAUCGAAGCAAACGUCUCCACAUUUGCUUCUGAGAUGCGUGAAAUGGCAUUUAUAUUGCGCAACAUGUCUCCGCGCAGCCUGGUCAUUGUCGACGAGUUGGGGCGUGGCACCAGCACGGUAGAUGGAUUGGCGAUUGCGAUCGCCAUUGCCGAAGCACUGAUUGAGUCCAAGGCCUAUGGCUGGUUCGUGACGCACUUUCGCGAUUUGCCGCGCAUACUGGCCGAUCGCGCUGGCGUCGCGAAUCUGCACUUAUCAGCGGACAUCAGCGAAGAUUACUCGAGGAUGACCAUGCGGUACAAGAUUACAGACGGGUACGAGGAGGAAAAGUUCUACGGCUUAGCCCUUGCGAGGGCGAUCGGGCUGCCUGACGACGUGGUCGAGGUGGGUACGCGUGUUUCCGAGGCUUUGCAUGAGCGUAAUGAAGCGAGGAAGAGAAAUCCUCGCGCCACGGCGGUGGCCAGAAAGAGGAAGUUGAUCCUGAAUGUCAGAGAGCAAUUGAGCCAAGCAAGGGAGACUGCAGUCACAAGUGAAGUCGGUGCGGAGGCCUUGAGAGAUUGGCUAAGGCGGUUGCAGCUGGAGUUUACAGUGAGGAUGAGGGCGAUUGACGCGGAUGCCGAGGCAGCGGUGGGUGCAGAUUGA